Molecule: messenger RNA, 2948 nt
Organism: Stylophora pistillata
Lineage: Eukaryota; Metazoa; Cnidaria; Anthozoa; Scleractinia; Pocilloporidae
Source: RefSeq, a predicted model, not a curated record
AUUCACCAAGCUGAUGUUUGGAACGUUGUUGUGGGAACGUAGUAAUAUUUUCGGUAUCAGCCCGUUGCGAAAUCGGAAGCUCAUAGAAUAUAUUGUAUCGGGAAUGAUUUCUCUCUCUUCGUCUGAUAAUCUUACACUCGACCUCAUGACUUGAACGUGGACUGAAGAUGUCUGACAGACCAGUUCUAUGCGCAGCUUGUAGCGAGCCCAGUCCCGGGCCAAUAAGGCGUUUAUACUAUCAGCCACGAAAACAUGGUCCAUUCUUUCCUAUACUGGAACAACAGAAAGUUGGAAUCAAAGCAAGUUUAUUUGCCGGAGGACGAGUGGCCGUCUGUACAGGCUGUGCCAGCCAUUUGCAAAGACAGUGGAUCGCAUUUGAAAAAAACUGGACUCCUUUGGAAAAACGAACCUACACACUCUUAGCAGCCAGUAGAGCACCAAAAGGUGAUGAUUUCAGCGAAACUGGGUCGCAGGACCACGCGGCUAAACUUCAGUGGCGCAAAGCCGCCAAAACACUGACAGUUCAACAUCAAAUUAUGGACAGCUUCCAACACUCGUCACGUCAUGAUGAUCCAAGCCCCGUUAGUAGAUUCAAAAUGGCGGCCCAGCGCGUCCAACACGAUAGAGAGGCUAACCUAGCUGGUUCCAGUCUCCACGAUGUGGUUCAAAUGGCAAGCGAAGCCAAUACCGAUUAUGAUACACCACGAUCUGACAGAAACGCAGGAAACUUGCAUCUUCCAGUUUUAACAAGAAACUCUCCAGUAGAGAAUCGUUUAGCAGGAGGUACGUCAUCUGAAUUUCAGGAUCAACUUCCUCAGAAAUUACGUGAAAGCGCAGACAUUCUGAUACGUAAAGUAGCAGAAAUUCAAUACGAAGAAAAUCUGCGACAGUCGCAAGAAACCAUUCGCGAGGCACUGGACCGAGUUAAAAAGGCACAAGACCGAACGCAGUUUGUGAACAGUUUAGGGCGCGAUCUUAAAGAGCGCCUUUAUGGUGAACUUGAGUUCAGAGACACUAACAGAAGUUUGAACGAGGAAAGAAGAGGAAAAACUGAUCAGGCGCUCAAAGACAGCGACGAUUCGAGACAUAAGCAAAUAUUAAAAGAACUGGCCAAGGAGAAGGAAUGGCAGCGAAAAACAGAAGGCAUGAUUGCCAAACAGGAAAAGAGAAUCGAAGAGCUUCGACAAGAGGUGAAGAUAGAAAUCCGGAGCAUUUUGGAAGAACAAAACAGGCAUUACGAGGAACUAAAGCAAAUGAUGAAAGAUUCCAGAGCAUUAGUACCCCAUAAUGGCAGCGACCACGCUUACGUGAGUCUGGAUGGGUCGACGCAUUCUGGAUCAAAUCUGGAGGAUCUUAUUCCAAGUAGAAAGAGAAGGCGCGACAGGGAACCCAGCACAAAUUCGGCACUACAAGAGCAUUCUCGUGCAAGCACGCCAGAAUAUUAUAUCCAGUAGAUGAAACGUUUUGGUACACAAUUUCACAUAUCAUUCAUACAUUUUUACGCCUAGAAUACCCCCAUCCCCCCCAUGCAGCUAUUAAUAUACGAAUUAUAUACAUUCCGCGGAGGAAAUCUAUACAAAUCACACACAUUCUCCAUGAAAAAAAAUUGUAAACAUUCAAAUAUAAAAGAACAAAAUAGUUCAUCUAUAGGCAUUGAUGGCAAGAAUCCUUUUGCCAGAACACAUGAACAAAACUUCUUUAUCCAGUUGAUGUAGAGCAAUCCCAAUUUAAUCGCUAGCUGCCUUUCGUCAGCGAAGCCAAUAAUCGCUAUUAACAUAUCGUAUCCAUCCGUAAGUGAAUCUUUAAUGACUAUGAUAAUACAAUCAACUCUCUAUUAACGGACACCUCUAUAAGCCGGACAGCUGGUGCUGGACCCGCCCGUUUCUUAGUCAUUUUACUAUAACCAAACUCUCUGCAAGACGGACACUUCUAUAAGACGGACAACGGACGAUUUGAAAUCUUCAACGGACACUUGUGAGGUGCUGAAUGUGACCGAAAAUUACGAUUUAGGGAAGAAAACUUCUUAAAUUACCAAGUACCCGAGACUCCUUUUAACACCAGACGUUUAAUUGACAGCUCUUAUCUUGUCGGCGGAAUACAUACAGUACAAGUUAAAAUUAAAUCAGUCAUUGUCUCUCAUUGAAAAAAUAACUUGGAGAUGACAACCGAAUGGUAUUGUAAUCUAAAACAGUUAUUUUCGUGCUUUCUUUGCUGAACUACAGCUUUCCCCACCGUUAUCCCCUUGCUACCUCCUCUUGCUGCUGGUUUUUCUUUCUUGAUUCCUGGUUAAAGUGUCCUCAACUAUCUUUCUUUCUUUCGCAAUGCGUUCACUUAGCCAUUUCACAGCUAGCGAGUUCCCUGAAAAAUACUUAACUGCUGAUCAAGAGAUUCCAUCAUGUGAGCCUCCUGUUAAUACCACCCUCCCCAACUGGCGUCAACGAUUAAGGGAUGAAGCCCUCCAUCUCUAUCAAAAAGAGUCCGAGGAACCUGCCAGCAAAGUUGUAGUGGUCGCAGAAGAAGACCAAGCAAGAUGUGGACUUUGAACCACCUGCUCCAACCAUCAAAUCCACUACAGAAGCUCUUAGACUGGUUGACGACCUAAAGGAAUUCGCUUCAACAACCCUACAAGAUGAAAUACUCGUAUCAAAAUUAAGCAGCGUUGGUCAGCGCUUUAAGGUUUUUCAACUCUUGCACCUGAAACAAUCCACGAUAACAGAUUUCUUUUCUUCCUAAGUCCAUGCCCCGACCAAAGCCAUGGCUUUCACCAAUACAUCUCGGAGCCCGGAACAGGCUACGAAAGACAGUGCAGAAUGUACUGUUCGCUGUUUGAACUCUAGUUAACGCAUUAACUAUUGAUUGUAAUACGACAAGAGAUUCAAUUUUACAAACAUGUUUUUGUUCCAGUUUGUAGGUUUCGUUCUAGUAAAUAACUUAAAACAAAGUUUAAA